Messenger RNA from Amaranthus tricolor (Joseph's coat), 1603 nucleotides. Its product is annotated as cold-responsive protein kinase 1-like. Gene Ontology annotation, molecular function: protein kinase activity; ATP binding. The transcript has 7 exons. The record is from RefSeq and is a predicted model, not a curated record. Bases 407 to 1513 code for a protein of 368 amino acids. Gene Ontology annotation, biological process: protein phosphorylation. NCBI's taxonomy places the organism in Eukaryota, Viridiplantae, Streptophyta, Magnoliopsida, Caryophyllales, Amaranthaceae.
UGAUUCUGCUGGCCUGAACUGUAAAUAGUGUAACAACUUUGAAAAAGAAAAUGUAUAAACGAGUGAAAAUUUUCCCUCAUUAAACCACACAAACAUGAUGACCCUUCGGCCAACCCCAACUUAUUUCUUCUCUGAUGACCAAUAUUCUCUCUCCUACGCCAGCUCAAGAUAACGACAUGUUUGUGAAGAAAGAAAUAAAUAUCAUCUGCCCUUUAUAUACAAACUCUUGUUAACUACCCAUCUACUAGCUAAUACUUCAUUUGAUUUCAUUAAGUUGGUUAUUUUAUUCUUUUUUAUUUAAUUUGCAUACACAUUAGAAAGACAAAAAAACUUGCCAAAUCUUGAUUAAAUUGUUUAAGUUCUUUUAAUGGUACUGUCAUCAUCAUCAAUUUUAUUAAUUUGAGAUAUGAGCUGUGGCUGCUUUGGAAACCCAUUUUCCCAGAAGAAUUCUACUUCUUCCCUACAUAGCAGAGAAUUUGAGGGACAACUACUUGAUAAUAUCAGACAAUUCCACUACAAUGAGUUAAGAAUAGCAACGAACGAUUUCAGUUUGAGCAAUAAGAUCGGGCGUGGUGGAUUUGGAACAGUGUACAAGGGAAUUCUGAAAAGCGGGCUGAAUGUCGCUGUAAAAACACUUUCUGCUGAAUCAAAGCAAGGUGUGCGUGAAUUUUUGACCGAAAUCAAUACUAUUGCGAAUGUGAGGCACCCAAACCUAGUUGAGUUGAUUGGAUGCUGUAUUGAAGGAUCUAACCGCAUCUUAGUAUAUGAAUAUGCCGUAAAUAACAGUCUUGAUCGUGCAUUAACAGGUUAUACCAGUGACCGUAGUCGACUGAAUUGGGAUAAAAGAUCGGCUAUAUGUUCGGGUACUGCAAAGGCUCUUGCUUUUCUUCAUGAAGAACUUGUGCCACAUAUCGUGCACAGAGAUAUCAAAGCGAGUAACAUACUUCUUGAUAAAGACUUUCAACCAAAAAUCGGAGAUUUUGGGUUGGCUAAACUUUUUCCGGAUGAUAUCACUCAUAUCAGUACUAGAAUAGCUGGGACAACGGGUUACUUGGCACCUGAAUAUGCUAUGGGUGGUCAUCUGACAAUGAAGGCAGAUGUUUACAGCUUUGGCGUACUUAUGCUUGAAGUCAUUAGUGGCCAAAGCAGUUCCAAGUCAAAUUGGGGCAGAGAAAAUAAACUUCUUCUCGAAUGGGCUUGGCAAUUGUACGAGGAAGGGAGAUUGUUAGAGUUAGUGGAUACGGAAAUGGGAGAAUACCCCGAAGACAAGGCUUUAAGGUUCAUAAAAGUAGCUUUCUUCUGCACCCAAGCAAGUGCUCACAGAAGACCGCUAAUGAGUCAGGUCAUCGAAAUGAUGUCUACAAAAGCACGAUUGAACGAGAAGCAGUUAUUAGCCCCAGGGUUUUUUCCUGAUACUGGUGGUACCCAGAAAGAGAAGGCGUCUGUUGGUUCGAGCUCUCUUCAUUUUAGCUCUGCUCCCUUCACCAUCAUCACUGAAGUUACUCCCAGAUGAAGAAUGCAGUUCGUAGAAUUCUUUCAUUGUUUCUUCAACGUAUAGUCUCAUUGGUUAUGGUACGCCUUUGUAAUUAUAUAUAUAUAUAUA